CUUACGUGAAGAAAGGCGGUAGCCUACACGCAAAUAGCCGGCUCGCACGGGACGCGGCUUGCUAGCCGAUCGCCGACUCUACUGCUCUGCCAUGAAGAUGCUUAGUGUUGAAUGAUACCUAAAGGAAGUAUAAAUCCAUGUUUUUGCACACUCUCCCUCCACCCACCUGUCUGGUUCUUCCACGUUCGGCGCAAAUUGGAGCGAAAAUCUUGACGUUGCUGGUUACCAUAAGUGUUACAGAGAGUGCUUUGCAAAUGCAAUCUGCGUCCCAAUAUCCCUUCCCGCAAUACGCAAACCCUGACGAAGACUGGACCAAGAUAUCGGAUUUCGAGGAGCGCCGUCGGAUACAAAGCAGGAUUGCUCAACGCAAAUAUCGUAAGCGUCCCCUAUUCAAUUGGGUUUUCGAGCAGAACACUACAUAGGUUUCUGAGCUCACUUUAUUCUCUGACAUAUUCCAGGCAUGAAAAAGAAGGAGGCGUCGAGUCAAUCACAGGCUACAAUGGACCAGAGCAUUGAGACAACUGAGCUUGCAACCAAUUGUCCGACCAGCCCUGUGGACAUUCCCA
Westerdykella ornata is the source of this 566-nucleotide messenger RNA. RefSeq lists its product as uncharacterized. The record is from RefSeq and is a predicted model, not a curated record. The coding region runs from base 138 to 422 and encodes 94 amino acids. The transcript has a single exon. Lineage: Eukaryota; Fungi; Ascomycota; Dothideomycetes; Pleosporales; Sporormiaceae.